Nezara viridula (southern green stink bug) is the source of this 330-nucleotide messenger RNA. Lineage: Eukaryota; Metazoa; Arthropoda; Insecta; Hemiptera; Pentatomidae. The record is from the annotation of a GenBank genome assembly.
AUGUUGAGGACUCAAAGAGUGACUAGCCCAGUGAGAUAUAAAUAUAUUUCGCCGACUGCAGCCAAUCAGGAUUUUGAUGGUUACAACAGGCUCCGCCCACAGCCACGCCCACGCGUAAUGAAAACGUCUAGGUCUAGAUGUCUAUCUACAAUAGGAGACGUAUUCCUUUUGGGUCUAACGCCUGGUCUUAGUUUUGGUUCGGUGCAAGUCAGAAGAUGCAGAGUGGUCAUAGAUCCUUGCCGACACAGUGGAACUCCAAAACAGUGGAGGUGGCUUGAAAGACAGUCCAAUGUUCAUCCGAAAUGGUGCAAAAGCAUGACUCCUUGGUAA